Messenger RNA from Macrobrachium nipponense, 789 nucleotides. Its product is annotated as acidic leucine-rich nuclear phosphoprotein 32 family member A-like. Lineage: Eukaryota; Metazoa; Arthropoda; Malacostraca; Decapoda; Palaemonidae. The record is from RefSeq and is a predicted model, not a curated record. The coding region runs from base 1 to 789 and encodes 262 amino acids. The transcript is spliced from 5 exons.
AUGGUUUUCUCGGCUCUUCGAACCGAGAAAGAGAUUGGAGUCGAAAUGGGCUGGAAAGGCCGCGAGUCCGACGCAGAAAUGGAGACGAUUUGUCGACUCCGUUCGCUGAUGGGAUUCUGCCGCGGCCGCUGUGCUUCCUAUCAAGUUCAAAAGAGGUUGCAUGCAAUAGCCCCUGGGGUCAUCUGUGAUGACAUGGACAACGACGUGUGGCCAGUGACCUCAAUCCAAAAACCUCAGUCAAAAAGUUAUGGUGGACUUGAGCAAGGAGAGAUGGUAAGACUAGUAAAUUUUUCCAGUAUGGUGGUGUUACCAGAAAGCAUUAUCACCAACAGUAUUGUACCUUUUACUGCAAAACUAAGAGGCCAGGUUUUCGUGUGGAAACGAGCCUCCUCUGGCUGCCCUAAAUCAACGGAUAAUCUCCGUCUUUCAGGUUCAUCAGUGAAGGACUCGGAGGCCAUUAUGAGACUUAACAACCUCCCGACGAGGCAGGAAAUAUCCAUCGGCGAAAAUAAGGUGACUAAUAUCAGUCAUUUCCUAGAAGACAGAAGAACUGGUCAGAAAUUUGUUUACAGAUUAGAAGAAAAGGGAAAACGGCUGCCUUUUCAAGUGGCCAGAGUUGAAAGGGAGAGCGGCCAAGAGUGGACGAUUGGCCAGGAACAAGAAGAGGUGGGAGGGAGGAGCGGCGUAAAGGAGGUAAGGGAGGAAGAGAAGGAGCAGGAGGAGGAGGAGGGGGACGAGGAGGAGCAGGAGCAGGAUCAGGAACAGGAGGAGGGAGGCACGCCUCUCUGA